AUGGAGAGCUUCCGAGAAAUCGUUGUUGGCCAGUUCAAGGCCCUACGCCCAUCGUUUCUCGCCAAGAAGCCCCAUUUCAACUUCAUAUCUACACACUACCUAUGGAUAUGCGGCCUUGCCAUAACCGGAUCAAUCGUCCUAUUUUUCUCGGGCCAGCACAACUUGGCCUACAUUGACGCCCUUUUCUUUGCGAGUGGUGCCAGCACCCAGGCGGGGUUGAACACGGUCAAUGUCAACCGCCUCAACACCUUUCAGCAGGUUGUGCUUUACCUCAUGACCAUGUUGGCGAACCCCAUCACGGUCAAUUCGUUUGUCGUCUUCCUCCGGCUUUACUGGUUUGAGAAGCGGUUUCAGCACAUUGUUCGCGAGGCCCGACAGAGAAGGGCCACCUUGUCCAAGUCAAGAUCCAAGUCCAAGGGCGACGUCAUUGAUCCCGAGAAAGGGGUCAAUGGGAGACGCAUUACCGUCAUGCACAAUGGCACCCGAUCGCGCAUCACAAACGACGGCACCCUACUAGAAAACGCUGCUACUACUAGCAAGGCGAGAGAUGGGCCAGCCCUCGAUAACAGCGACGAACCUAAUUUCGAGGGGCAGGCCGAGGGGGGCGGGAAUGGAGAAGAACACGAUGACCGUCGGCAUUCGCAAAUCCCAAAAAUAAAGUUCUCCAAAAUGGUCACGAGGAGCGAUGGUCUUGGGGAGGACGCUCUCAAAAUCCCCCCGUCGCGACCCGACGAGGAUCAUAUUGCCAUUCUCGAGCGGCAGAGAAAGGGGUCCGACGAGGUUCUGCGCAUCCCUAACCCGAGAGACGCUGAACGGGGUAUGCGCCCCAAGCGAGUUGAGCAUGGCGAUGACAUUGAUACUGAACUGCUUUCGCCCCAGAGAGCACAUUUCGACUUAUCAGUGGAGGGGUCGCCUCAGUCUCAGACCUCCGACACUCGCCAGCAGGCCAUCACUAUUGAGGAGCCUGACCGGCGGAAGUUUGAAGAGUUGGAGGAUGAUGAUGAUCCUGUUGUCGAAGACGCUAGAGCCGUCGUCGGUGUGUUAUCAAAUCUGAAGCAUCACUCUUGGGGCCGGAAGAAACAGGCCACCAACAACGAAGGCAAUGUGGAAGCAGCAGCCUCGAGGAGUAGACGUCCGUCCAUCAGCACGCUGCGGACAGCCUUUUCUAGAGACAAGACGAACGAAACCCCCUAUCUGAGCUGGGAGCCGACUAUUGGUCGCAACUCCCAGUUUCCAGACCUUACGGUCGAGCAGAGAGAGGAACUCGGUGGUAUCGAAUAUCGGUCUCUCAAGACGCUUGCUCUGAUCUUGACGUGCUAUUUCUGGCUGUUUUCGGUCUUUGGGGUGGCCUGUCUUGUGCCGUGGAUCCUGAAUAUUGAUAGAUGGGGUCAGGUUGUUGACGACGCAGCGCAAGGCAGGACAUGGUGGGGAUUCUUCACCGCUAACUCGGCUUUCCUGGAUCUGGGCUACACCUUGACCCCCGACAGCAUGAACUCGUUCAACACUGCGGUUUUCCCUUUGCUCUUAAUGAGCUUCCUCAUUGUCAUUGGAAACACGGGAUUUCCCGUCAUGCUUCGGUUCAUUAUCUGGUCCUUGUCGCUCAUUCUUCCCACGGGCACAGGGCUAUAUGAGGAAAUAAGGUUUCUGCUCGACCAUCCACGUCGGUGCUUCACCCUUCUCUUUCCCUCUGGCGCUACCUGGUGGCUCUUUUGGCUUCUUGUCGUUCUCAACGGACUCGAUGUGAUAUUCUUCAUCGUCCUUGACAUCGGCACUCAGCCCCUGGAGGGUUUGCCAACAGGCGGGCUCAAGUUAUUGAACGGACUUUUUGAAGCUGCGUCGACAAGAACGGCCGGUUUCUCAUGCGUCAAUCUGGCGCAGCUCCAUCCCGGUGUUCAAGUCUCGUACAUGAUUAUGAUGUACAUCUCCGUCUUCCCCAUCGCCAUCUCCGUUCGUCGAACAAACGUCUACGAAGAAAAGUCGCUCGGAAUUUACAACAACAACGAGUUUGACGAACAGCAGGCGGGCAACAACGCUUUCUCCUACGUCGGGGCACAUUUGCGACGGCAGCUCUCUUUCGACUUGUGGUAUAUAUUUGUUGGCUUUUUCAUCCUCUCCAUCUCAGAGGGCCCCCGCCUGAUUGAGGGGAGAACAGCAGGAGCAGACGAUGCCAAUAGCUUCUCAAUGUUUGCUGUCCUGUUCGAGAUUGUCAGCGCCUACGGCACCGUCGGCAUGAGCCUCGGCUAUCCCGAUGGAGACGAAUCGCUUUGCUCCCAGUUCAGUGUCGUCGGUAAACUGGUCCUGAUCGCCAUGAUGAUCCGUGGCAGACAUCGCGGUCUGCCAUACGGGCUAGACCGGGCCAUCCUUCUCCCAAGCGAAUCACUCAACCAAAAGGAGGCCGCUGAUGCCGAUGCGAGGAUGGCGCGGCAAUAUUCACACGUAACGGGGGCUGCUGACGGCCGUCGGGCCAGUUUCCGGCGCGCCCGGACCAUGAGUGGCGACCAACGGAGCAACAUUCUUAUCUCGCUGCUGCAUCCGGGACCUUCGCAUGGGGGACCUUCCCGGCUUGAACCACUCACGGCAACCAGCUCGAGGAGAUCCACGGACCCAGCCCACGAGGACGCUACGCCGUACUCAGCAGCGCGUAGUACGUCGCGGGUAGAGUUCGAUAUGGCAUCGCUGCGCCCGCGCGCUACCAACGAAGCGGCCCAAUAA
Molecule: messenger RNA, 2712 nt
Organism: Lasiosphaeria miniovina
Lineage: Eukaryota; Fungi; Ascomycota; Sordariomycetes; Sordariales; Lasiosphaeriaceae
Product: cation transport protein-domain-containing protein
Exons: 2
Coding region: 1-2712 (903 amino acids)
Biological process (GO): intracellular potassium ion homeostasis; potassium ion import across plasma membrane
Cellular component (GO): plasma membrane
Molecular function (GO): high-affinity potassium ion transmembrane transporter activity
Source: RefSeq, a predicted model, not a curated record